AUGCCCAUCUUUCACGACGACAACGACGACGACAGCCCGCUCCGCUACGACCGCCACCGCUUCCGCCAUGCCCAGGACUUGUUGCGCGACCGGAGGGACCAGGUGUGGUCCGUCGACUACCUGCGGGGGCCUGGGGAUGCCGAGUUAUUCGGUUGGGACGACGGUGGCGACGACCACGACAGGCAGAGCACGCUGGAUCGUGCAGCCCUGAUCGAGCGCCUGAAGCGCAGCCAGAGUCCGCCGGUGCAGCAUCACCAUACCGUCAGUAUACGCCCCGCGCGGCGCGACGAGCCCGGGACGCUGAGCGGGGACGUGCAGUCGACGGCCCCGCGAGAAGACCGCCCUAGGUCCCGCCAGGAGCCCGCUGCGCAUGCGGAGGAGGAGAACAAGCAGAAGGACGAUGGGGAAACGCAGGACAACACGGAGGCUGGCUUGUCGAUCGAGCGGCCGCGGUCAGCGCUGCACUCGGGCGACUUUAGACAGGAACGCGAUGCUGUGACGUACAAUCAUCAAGCAACCCUCUCCACCUCUCCGGUUGCGCCCUGGCACCAUGCCUUUCCUCACGCUGCCCUGCCGCGCCAACAGCCCCAAGGCCCCGUCCAGACAUGUCUCUCGCGCCAGCCCUCGCAGUCGUCGCUCCCCUCGAGCUUCGUGCUGCUCCCGCCGUCGAGCCCACUGGUGCAGCAGACGAACAACACGGACCUCGACUUCCACCGGCCCAGCUCGCGCCAGAGUGGCGACGCCAGCAGGCGUCACACCUUCUCGCCGCAUUCCCUGCAGACCUACCACACGCCAUCCGCCUAUUCCCAGUUCCCGGGCCGGCCGCAGCCGUCGUUGCGCCGCGAGGGCACAUUCCCGUACCAGGCCCACCAGCCGCGCCGCUCGCUGUCGUCGUUUUUCGGCCACCACUCGAACUCGACGCCGCAGUCGCCGCAGCUGCGCCCGCGCGGCCCGUCCAUGACCGGCGGGUCGAGCGAGACGUCGCCGCUGCAGCAUGCGCCCAUGGUCGGCUCCUACGAGGAAUCCAUCUUGCGCGGGCGCAUGUCGACGACGCCGUCGCGCCCGCUCAACUUUAUCGCGCAAAUCGGCGUGCUGGGGAAGGGCGACUGCAAGGCCAAUUUGCGCUGCCCACCGCACGUGACGCUGCCAUUCCCCGCCGUCUUCUACAGCUACAACAGCGGGAACGGCAGGAUCGCUGAUAACCAGCCCAGCCCAUACGUGGGUUUGGUGGAUUUGGAGAACAACCUUAAGCCCGCUGAGGAGCAAGAGGAAAAGCGCCGCCGGAGAAGACACGCUCGCUCUGACAAUCCGGGCGACGGCGCAGAAGAGCAGCACGACCAUCAUUUCCACCAUGAAACCGCCGCCUCCGCCGGCGACGCGCAGCAGCAGCGGACGGCGCACCGCAAGCGCGAGAAGAUGAAGCGGCGCGCCACCUCGCCCAAAUCCCCACCGGGCGGCAGCUACCGCAUUCCGCCCAAGGGCCAGCUGCAAAUCGUCAUCAAGAACCCGAACAAAACGGCCGUCAAGCUGUUCCUCGUGCCCUACGACCUGAGCGACAUGGAGCCGGGGCAGAAAACCUUCAUCCGCCAGCGCAGCUACUCGGCGGGGCCUAUCAUCGACAUGCCCCUCAACAAGCGCACCAACUUCGGCACCGACCGCCCCGAGGCCUCGCUCUCGACGUCCGAGGACCCCAACGACCGCCCGACCCUGCGCUAUUUGAUCCACUUGCACAUCUGCUGCCCGGCGAAGGGCCGUUAUUUCCUGUACAAGAGCAUCCGCGUCGUCUUCGCUAACCGCGUGCCUGACGGCAAGGAAAAGCUCAGGAAUGAGAUUCAGCUGCCUGAUCCCCGAUACAGCGCAUACAAGCCCGCCCGCGAGAACGGCGGCAACGGCCAGGGAAGCAGCAACAACCCGCAGGCGUCGCACAAGCCUCCGUCUAUAUCAGCGUCCGACAGGGCCCUCCGCCGCCGCAGCGCCGGCCUCUCACUCAGCCACGGCCAUAGCCAGACGCACCACCACCACUACGACGCCUUCGACGGCCUGGAUUUCGCCAGCAGCAGCCCGAGCAACGGAGGCUACCACCGUCAUCAUCUCCAGACGUACGCAUCCUCGUUGACGGAGCCUAUCGCGCCUAUCCCGUUCAAGCUGUCGCGCGGCCGCCUCGAGGUCGUCGAGUCCCGCCCGGGUAGCCGGGAUCAGAUGGACGUCGAUGGCGGUGGUGGUGGGGCGGCGUCUUCGUCCGUCCGGACGGGGUCGCUGUCGAGUAGCCAGGGUGGAACCGCGUCUUCGUUUGGUUCCGACCAGACGUGGGAGAAGCGCGCGGCUGGGUCGUUCUCGCCGCCGCCGUCGUAUGCGGGGGCCGGACUGUUGGCGCAAAGGUUGAAAGGGUUGCAGACGAGUGCGGCAAGUCACGAGAAGGAGAAGGGGGAUUGA
Lasiodiplodia theobromae is the source of this 2433-nucleotide messenger RNA. RefSeq lists its product as uncharacterized. Bases 1 to 2433 code for a protein of 810 amino acids. The transcript has a single exon. Lineage: Eukaryota; Fungi; Ascomycota; Dothideomycetes; Botryosphaeriales; Botryosphaeriaceae. The record is from RefSeq and is a predicted model, not a curated record.